Molecule: messenger RNA, 1045 nt
Organism: Acomys russatus (golden spiny mouse)
Lineage: Eukaryota; Metazoa; Chordata; Mammalia; Rodentia; Muridae
Gene: Psme1
Product: proteasome activator subunit 1
Exons: 11
Coding region: 144-893 (249 amino acids)
Biological process (GO): positive regulation of endopeptidase activity; regulation of G1/S transition of mitotic cell cycle; regulation of proteasomal protein catabolic process
Cellular component (GO): nucleoplasm; proteasome activator complex; cytoplasm
Molecular function (GO): endopeptidase activator activity
Source: RefSeq, a predicted model, not a curated record
UCUCAGCAGGCUGUCCCCGCCUCCUCCAGUCCCUCCACUCCCCAAAGCCAGGAAGGCCAAGCAGGUUUCGAGCGCUGCUUUCGCUUUCCCUUCCCGCUGCCCCCACCAGGCUCCUCGUGCUGCGCUCACCCCCAGCUCUGGCCAUGGCCACACUGAGGGUCCUUCCUGAAGCCCAAGCUAAGGUGAGCGUGUUUCGUGAAGACCUGUGUAGCAAGGCAGAGAACCUGCUUGGGAGCUAUUUUCCCAAGAAGAUCUCUGAGCUGGAUGCCUUCUUAAAGGAGCCAGCUCUCAACGAAGCCAACCUGAGCAAUUUGAAGGCUCCAUUGGACAUCCCAGUACCUGACCCGGCCAAGGAGAAGGAGAAAGAAGAGCGGAAGAAACAACAGGAGAAGGAAGAGAAGGAUGAGAAGAAGAAAGGGGAAGAUGAAGACAAAGGUCCUCCCUGUGGCCCAGUUAACUGCAACGAGAAGAUCGUGGUCCUCCUGCAACGCCUAAAGCCCGAGAUCAAGGAUGUCAUUGAGCAACUCAAUCUGGUCACUACCUGGUUGCAGCUACAGAUACCUCGGAUAGAAGAUGGCAACAAUUUUGGAGUGGCUGUCCAGGAAAAGGUGUUUGAGCUGAUGACCAGCCUUCACACCAAGCUGGAAGGCUUCCACACCCAGAUCUCUAAGUACUUCUCAGAGAGGGGCGACGCAGUGGCCAAAGCCGCCAAGCAGCCCCACGUGGGUGAUUAUCGACAGCUGGUGCAUGAGCUGGACGAAGCAGAGUACCAGGACAUCCGUCUGAUGGUCAUGGAGAUCCGUAAUGCUUACGCUGUGUUGUAUGACAUCAUCCUGAAGAACUACGAGAAGCUCAAGAAGCCCCGUGGAGAGACAAAGGGAAUGAUCUAUUGAGGCCUGUCCCUCCUCCUGUGAUGGGUACAGCAGAGACCUUCCAGCUCGCCACGAGGACCUCUCUAGACUUGUACCCAAUCUUCUUCCUGCUGGGGUUUCUCCCUCACUCAUCCUCCCAAACACAAUAAAUAAAUAAUAUUAGUUGCCCACCA